UUUUUAUUGAAAUUUAUCAUUUUUUAUAUUAAUUUUUAUUUUUUAAACAAUAUUUUUUUAAGGAAAUUUUUAAAAAAGGCAUUUAAUUGGGUAAUAUUUUUUUGUGGCAUGUCUAAGCGCAAUUCUUCAGAAUUUUCUCCUUUAAAUUUUGCAGCAAAUAUGACAAACAACGAAAAACGCAGCAAAAUUGUUGAAGAAAUUAAUUCUUUAAAUUUUGACAAAAUUGCAACAGAAAUGGAACAAGACAAGACUACACCUAAUUGGGCGAAAUUAAUUAUUGGACAAAUGGGCUCUCUUCUAAAAAUUGCAGCAGACCUUCUAAAUGAACAACAAAAUUCUUAUGGAAAUUUUGAACUUCAUUUACAAAAACAACAACAACAAUUUGAGGAAAAUGAGCGUCUUCACAGCAUAGUGAUUACUGGAUUGGAAGAAAGUCAAAAAUCAGAUGCUCUGGAGCGUGUGAAGGAAGAUCAAAACAAGGUUUUAGAAGUUAUUAAUAUGUGCAAAGUUGACAUUGGUUUGCCAACUGCUAUUUUUCGUAUGGGUGUUAAAAAAAUGAAUUCUUGUCGUCCAAUUAAAGUAAAAAUGCCAAGUAAGGCAGCGGGAGUCUCUAACCGCUUCCGAGCUUAA
Meloidogyne enterolobii is the source of this 630-nucleotide messenger RNA. The record is from the annotation of a GenBank genome assembly. NCBI's taxonomy places the organism in Eukaryota, Metazoa, Nematoda, Chromadorea, Rhabditida, Meloidogynidae.